Molecule: messenger RNA, 369 nt
Organism: Penicillium cataractarum
Lineage: Eukaryota; Fungi; Ascomycota; Eurotiomycetes; Eurotiales; Aspergillaceae
Exons: 2
Coding region: 1-369 (122 amino acids)
Source: RefSeq, a predicted model, not a curated record
AUGGAUGUGCAGAUGGAUGCGCAGAUGGAUGCGCAGAUGGAUGCGCAGAUGGAUGCGCAGAUGGAUGCGCAGAUGGAUGCGCGGGAGGAUGCGCAUCGACAUUGGAUGGUAAAGAUGAAUGAUGACAUGAAGGAAGCCAAAUCUUUCUGCCAGAGCCAGCUAGAUAUCCAAAGCGGGAAGGAGAUAGUCCACGGACUGUAUGGUAAUGUGCAAAUCGAUGCUACGGUAGUCAAUGAGCGCUACAAGAAUCGCAGCACCGAAUGGCAACAUUUCAUUAUGCUCUAUGGCCUUACUCCGGAUAAUGUGAACGACCUUGGUAUUAUCUAUAAAUUUCCCUUUGAUACUCUUUUCAUCGCUAACAUGUUCUAG